Messenger RNA from Penaeus vannamei (Pacific white shrimp), 2238 nucleotides. RefSeq names its product adrenodoxin-like protein 1, mitochondrial. Gene Ontology annotation, cellular component: mitochondrion. Gene Ontology annotation, molecular function: 2 iron, 2 sulfur cluster binding. The record is from RefSeq and is a predicted model, not a curated record. Gene Ontology annotation, biological process: P450-containing electron transport chain; positive regulation of oxidoreductase activity. NCBI's taxonomy places the organism in Eukaryota, Metazoa, Arthropoda, Malacostraca, Decapoda, Penaeidae.
UCAUAUGCGAACGCGGCGCGAAUCAGCUGAUGUCGUAAACACACGAGCAUGGCUUCGUAUAUGUGUAUUCGCAAGACCAGGGGAGUUUUGCGAUACUUUAAAACGGUUUCGUUUAUUAGUUCCAAUCUUACAGCUUACAGAUCUAUUUCUCAGGUGAAGAGAAAACCAUGUCAGAGAUCUUUAAUGACUAGUCCAGUCUCUCACCAUGGCAGCUAUGAAUAUCAAGAUCCAAAAUCUGAGGAAGAAGUGGUUAAUGUGACUUUCAUUGACCGUAGCGGAAAUAAGGUCCCCGUGAGAGGAAAAAUCGGAGACAACAUCCUUUACCUUGCUCACAGAUAUGGCAUUGAACUGGAAGGUGCAUGUGAAGCAUCAUUAGCAUGCAGUACCUGUCAUGUUUACGUAGAUGACAAUUACACAGAUCUGUUACCAGAUCCCGUUGAAGAAGAAGAUGACAUGUUAGAUUUAGCAGUAUUUCUAAGAGAUAAUUCCAGACUCGGUUGCCAGAUUAUACUCACAAAAGAAUUAGAUGGAAUGACACUGACUCUACCUCAAGCAACUAGAAAUUUCUAUGUGGAUGGACACGUGCCAAAGCCACAUUAGGACAAGAAUCAUCUCAAAACUUAAAUUGGAUCAAGAAAUAUCAUAUAUGGUGUUAAAAAAAGUUCAAUCAGAUGUUUGCAGAAGUGAAAAAAUAUGUGGUGCUGGGCAGAGAAUUUUUUAGAUAUAUCUUUCAAAAUUAAGGUAUGAGGUGGAUUUUAAGAAUAGUGCAUAAAAUGAGUUAGGGAGAGCAGAGUUAAGGAAGAUGGGUAUACUGAUACAGAAAAGAGUUAUUGUUACAUUUUCUUUUAACAGUUACUGGUAUACUGUCCCCUUGCAAUCUUUAUUGGUGAAUCAUGUAAUGUGGUACCAUGUUAGAAGAUGCUGCCAUUUUCAUAGGCUGCAUAAAACAUUCAUGACUGAGAAGUCCAAGAUUUUCCAAAUUAAAACCAUGACUUUAAUUUCUGCCAAACUCUACUUCUCAAAAGUAAGUUGCCACUAGUAUUGCUCAAAAAUGCAGCUCAUUCUGAGUGAUUUGAAAAGCACAAACAUGUAUAGAAAAUAUUCUUUCACAUUUGCAAAUAUUUGAUGUAACUUAGCAGACAUCUUGUAUUUGCAGGAAAUGAAAACAAAUUUGGUCUGUUAGAGAAGUAAGACAAUUAGUGUUUAUAAUAUAUGAGAAAAAAACUCAAGAUCUUAGUUGUAAGCUUCAAGUUAUGUAUUAUGUACAUUAAAUGUAUAUUGAACAAUCACCGACAAGAUUACAUGUAUAAAAUGCAUAUUGAAGAAUUUUAAAGUACGUAAAGAACUAAAUAUGUUGUAAACUAAGCCUGUUAUGUAUGUAAGUUCAAACUGUUUAUCAUUUCUUCACAUGGAUACAACCAACAAAGAUGGAAUGUCAUGAAAAAUUUCAUACUUUAACAGUUAUACAUAUUAGAAAUGCACAUGUACAUUUUUGCUGUGUAGAAUUUCAGUUUUACAUUUUGCAGUUUUAGCUUAAAAAAAAAGGCAAGCUCCAAAUCAUUCCCAUCACUUUGUAAACUAAGUGUUGUAAAAGAAAAGAAAUCUCAGUCACAUUUCUUGUUUUAACGAUUAUGAAAGAUCUGGAAAGAGUAUUCUCACCACACAGGAAUUUUGUCCUUGGACCCAUAAUGAUUAUCUAUUUUAUUUUUUUGUUUUGAUAUUUUUUAUGACUUUUACUUGUAUUCUAUCUGCACAGGAAAAGUAAAUGAUUCAGGUCUAAAUCCUGUAUUAUGAAUCUGGCAUUUAAAAAAAAAUGACUUCAGUUAUUAUAUUUUGAAACUGUGUGCUUAUAUGUUUUAGCAAAGAGAAAUGUAUAUCUUUUUCAAGAAUACUCAUUUUAUAACAUCUUUUGUAAUUUUAUUUAUUGCUUUAAUAUCUGUGUUCCAUUAGGAACUUUAUGAUAUAACAGCACUGUAUUGACUACCUAACCUAGCAUAUAAAAUUGACUGUUGUUCACAUAUUGGGUAAUGUGACUCCUUCAUGGUAGAAAGGAACUGUCUACUGAUGUACAUACAUACAAAGUUUUUAAUUCAAGUGUAGAUAUUGUACUUAGAGGCUGUAAUUAUUUUUCUAAUAGCCAUAUGUUGUAACUUUGCUCUUUUCAGUAAAUAAAUUUUUAUUAAUUGUUGAUAGCAUGGCAUGUAAAUAAUUAUAGCCAGAAUAAAGAGAAUCUGUUCA